CUCAGUUUCAGUUCCGGAUCAAAGUUCAGUUCAGUUCGCCAUUCAGUCAGCACGAUGGCUGCGCCAUUCACACGACUCGCUCGCCGCGCAAUCGAGACCGCCUGGAGAGAUCAUGCAUGCCGAAGACUUGCCACUGGACCGCCGAAGAGCGACCGACCGGUGAUCCUGCGACCAGACGACGCGCGGCCAGCCGCCGCAGUCCCUCGCUCAGUGAGCUCACUGACGGAGCCACCGCGACAGCCGCCACCCUCGUCGCCGUCUAUCAACGACAUUGGCCACCAACUGAAGCGCAGGAUCCAGCUCGUGGGCAAGGUCUCGACCGCCGAGUUUAUGCGCACGGUGCUCACCGCGCCAUCUGGUGGCUAUUACAUGCGCACGGACGUGUUUGGAGCCGGUGGCGACUUUACAACGUCACCAGAAAUCAGCCCGUUGUUUGGCGAGAUGAUUGGAGCUUGGCUGCUCAACCACUGGCAAGUGAGCAAUUCUCCAAAGAAAGUAAACCUGAUUGAAUUUGGCCCGGGACGAGGCACUCUGAUGCACGAUGUGCUGCGGAUUUUUGCACGAUUCAAAGCGGUCGACGCUGUGCAUGUCCAUUUCGUCGAAAAGAGCCCGGCGCUACUUCGCGUGCAAGCCGAGAUGCUUGGCGUGCCACUCGGCGCUGACUUGGUGCAGACCGAGCCCGUGCAUGGAAAGUCGGAGCGCUUUGGCAUUCAAGUGACUUGGCACCAAUCCGUCGACACCGUGCCGGACGACGACUUUUCCCUGAUCUUGGCGCACGAAUUCUUUGACGCUCUCCCAGCACUUUCAUUCACGCGGACAGAGCGCGGAUGGCGAGAGGUGCUCGUGGAUUUAGACGAGAAGGGGCCGUACCCAUUCCGAUUGGUGACUGCGAACGCACAUACCGUCGCCUCGCGUUCCUUGUUGGUGGACCCGAACGAGGCAGGGUCUUCUUCAAACCUCGGUCGAGUCUCGCCGCCAGCCCAUGUCCGCUCGCUCACUUUGAGCCCUGACAGUUUCAUUCUCACUGAAAACCUGUCCAAGCGUAUCAUCAAUCGCGGCGGCGCCGCUCUCAUAAUCGACUACGGGUAUGCGACCCCUGCUCCGAAAGAAAUGACACUCCGUGCCUUCCGAGGACACAAAGAAGUGCACCUCUUCGACAAAAUCGGCAUGUCUGAUCUGACUGUCGAUGUCGACUUUGAGUAUCUCGCAGCUGCUGCUCAGGCACACGGAGCGUACUGCACGGCAGCCACGCCGCAGGGCGAGUUCCUGGAGGCCCUUGGGAUAGGACAACGACUCGCUCGGUUGCUCGGUGAUCCGCGGCAGGCAGAGCACCACCAGACGCUGAAAUCCGGCGUAGAGCGACUCACCAGCCCAACGGACAUGGGCCAGCGCUUCAAGGCCAUGGCCAUUGUGCCCCAGAAUCAGUAUCCUGAUAAUCUAGUUCCAGGCUUGAGACCGCGCGCAUCUCCACCAUCAACCGCAUCAGCCUGACACAACCGUCAAGCGGCUGAAAGCGAAUUCUCUCAUAAAAAUCUUGCAAUCACGGUACGAAAUCAUCAUGAGUCUCUAAAUAAAACUAUGCUGGGGAACGUUUAC
Capsaspora owczarzaki ATCC 30864 is the source of this 1596-nucleotide messenger RNA. RefSeq lists its product as hypothetical. The record is from RefSeq and is a predicted model, not a curated record. The transcript has 7 exons. Lineage: Eukaryota; Filasterea; Ministeriida; Capsasporidae. Bases 55 to 1491 code for a protein of 478 amino acids. Gene Ontology annotation, cellular component: mitochondrion. Gene Ontology annotation, molecular function: protein-arginine omega-N symmetric methyltransferase activity. Gene Ontology annotation, biological process: mitochondrial respiratory chain complex I assembly.